AUGCCACCCGGCCGCAAUCACCCCUCCCGACACGAAUCACCCAACUUCACCCCAAACGUCCCACCACCAACGAACAACGGCAGCCUCUGGGAGUACCCCUCCAUCGAGCCCAGGUCUAGAAUCAACAAAGGCCUUCUCUUUCGCCUGCCAUUCGAUGCCAAGAAAGUUCAAGAUGGCGCCGGCGGCGAUCACAAAGUGCCUCGUGGCUGGCUCCAAGCACUGAAAUUCCUACGAAGCGACCAUGGCAUCGACAACCCAGCUUACUAUGCCUUGGCAGCGAACGCGGAAUGGCAUGCAGUGACUCAACUUGGCACUGGUGGGUUCGGGCGCGUCGGUUUGUGGGCUCUUUCCCGUGAUGAUCCGGCUAGCUCCAAAGCUGGCGCCGACAAAGGCCUCGGUGGUGAGCCUAUAGAUGAGAUCGUAAUCAAGCAACAGGAGCUCAAACCCUGGAAUCGCGAACGCGGCAAGGACGGGACUGGGAAGCACAAGUACGGCGACUACGCUGGCCUCGGCAUACACUGGGAGGCAAUGAUCGGCGAAGGGCUGCAGCACAAAGAAGCUCAAGAACUGCUGCAAAGGGCACGGAGAAGAGCAGCGCGUCGAUUUCUGGACCGGCUACUCGAGAGAAGUUUGUUUUAUACGGACGAAGACACACACAUUGCACGUAUACGACGAUACCGGUACAACAAAGAGGCCAAGCUGUGUAGACUGUACCUGGAGUACUGCCCACACGGAACACUCGGUGAUCUCGUCCGAGACUACAAAGCCUGGGGCCAGAUGCUACCCCUUGGCUUCGUAUGGCACCUCCUGCUUUCCCUCGCUCUCGCCCUCCGCGCGCUUUCCGGCCGCCUUCCCGCCGAUGCCUUCCUGUGGCACUGCCGCAACCUCCGCGACGAACCCGACUGGCCGUCCCCUCCUUCGCAUCACUGGCUCCUGCAUUACGACAUCAAGCAUGCGAACAUCCUGCUCUCUUACUCCGGCAUCGAGCACGACGAAGCCGACUCCAUUCCUAAAACCCGAAGAUUCAGCAGACUCCUCGACCCUACCCGAGGCUACCCCUCCGUCAAACUCGGAGAUUUCGGCGUCGCCACGUACACCAGCGACGCUGACACGUUCAAUCCUCCCAUGCGCGGCGGCAGCGGCACACUAUGCAAUUAUCCGCCGGAGCAGAGGAAAGACCGGUGGCAGAAGUUUCGAGACCCACCCAAUUUCAACGGCGCGCAGUGGACGGAGAAGCACAUGGUGUGGCAAGUUGGGAAAGUUGUGCUGGAUAGUAUCAUGGGUUGGAGUGAGAACCACAUUGACGAGGAGCUCAAUCCAGACCUUGGGCCGAUAAAUGAGGCAGAAUAUGAGAGGUUGGGAUGUCAUUUCUUGGAUGUGGAGAAGGAGUUCGACAUGAAAAAGUUCAAAGAGCUUAGGAAGUAUGAUUCGUUGAUCGAUCUGUGUAUGCGGUGUUUGCGGCCAAAGAUCGACGAGCGGCCGGGGGUGGAGGAGCUGGUGGAUUUGGCGAGGGAGGGGCUGAGGGGUGUAUUUGACGUGGGUGGCGACGAUGGGGAUGAUGGAGACGAUGGUGACGGGCAGAGAUUGUAUUUCCGGGGAAGAGAGAUUAGGGAUCUGGAUGUGGGAACGAGGGCGGUCGGGGCGAGUCCGAAGCCCCACGAGUAUUGGAAGGUGAGGUUCAAGGAUCCGCAGGCGCCGGUGCCGAUGGAGGCGGACAAGUGGGAGGGAAUGAGGGGCCAGGAGAGAGCUGAGAUCGAGAAGAUGGCGAGAGAGGCUGGCUUGAAACUGUCCGACUUCGUGAAGGAGAGAGACCUAUACCCCGCCGCGCCGGCCGCUCCAGACCCCAACAAAAAGCCGCGGAAGCCUCCACAAAAGGAGGGCGAGUAUAGCCAGAGUGUUAACUCGUCUGAGGUGUCCUAUGACGAGUCUGAAAAGGGCGACAACAAUGGCGACUACGACGAUGACGACGACAGCGAUAACCUUCUCUCUACCAAAGAGCUGGAGUCUUUGGCGAGAGAUGACUUGGCGGCUCAGCAAUUGCAACGAGAGGCCUUGGGGAGCCAGCCCGUGGGCAGACAGCUCAACAGCCUGUUCGACUCGGAGUUCUCUGAGUCGAAAGACAGUAAAAACGGCACGUACCAGCCUCCAUCAGCACACGACGGGAAGGAUGACGAGGACGACGACGAGGACGGCGAGCCUCUAGCACGCCCCGGGAGACGUCGAUCACCUCGGCUUCAGAAACCUAGAUCGUCAAAGGAAGCGGACGACCCGUCUACGUCAAUGAAAGACGACGACGGCACCUACAAGCCCCCAUCAGCCAAGGACACAAACGAGGAUUUGUUGGAUGAUGACGACUCAGCGCCUCGAGAUCGUUUGAAGACUCCACCACGGCGGAAGAGUCGAUCGCCACGUCAAGCGAACACGCCAACGAGCAAGUCGAGUCCAACACCACAACUUGACGUCGUGAGCGCGGUGGAUACGAACACCGACGGCUUGGAAGAAGAUGAGGCGUCGAUGUCGCAGGAUUCCGACCACGAGUCCGAGCAGAAGCAGUCUAGCAAGCCGGAGUCACCACAGCAGCCUCAUGAACCUGCUGACGACCCUUGGGCAUAUCUAGGCGACGUUGGAGCCACUACAGAAGAAGAGGCUCGUAAUUUCAACAGCUCCGACUGGGCGACCCCGAGCGUGGGAUGGUCGACCAUUGAGGACUAUUUAGGCCAUCGCAGCACGCCCAACGCCUCAUUCUCCUCCGAUCCAGGCGACUCUGAUGCUAUAGAGUCCUAUCUCGCCCAAACACACGCUUUCCUCCUCGCGCAGAUCAAGGCUAGGAACAUCAAGCUCGAGAAGGGUGAAAAGAGGAAGAAAGAGGUGUUUGCGAAGAAGUUGCGGGAGGCGGACGUUGCUGCGUGGGCUGAGAAGAGAGCUAAGGCGAGUGAGGCAAAGAAGUUGCGGGACGCGGGCUUUGCUGAGCGGGUGAUGAAAGCGAGGCAGGAGAGGCAGAAGGAGGAGCAAACGAAGAGGAAGCGGACAGCGGAGGACGAGGAUGACGGGGACGCGGAUCAGGCUGCUGACGGUAGUGGGUCUGUGGAUGGGUACGGGCCACGCAAGACGACGAACAAGAAGGUUCUGAAGAAGGCGAGGAAGACCGAUGAGGACGUUGCAAGCCAAGCCGGUGACAAGAAAACAGUGAAGAAGGCGAAGAAGACAGAUGCGGACGGGACAAGUAAGACCAGUGACAAGAAGGUGGUCAAGAAGGCGAAGAAGACGAAAAUGAUGAGCAAGGAAGAGAAAAAGACCAAAGCGCGGCAAUGGAAGAAGCUGGCGAAGAAGGCAAAGAAGAAGAAGCAGACAAACGCCAGACCAUCCAAGAAGACGGACACUCAGGGAACGAGCGGUGCAGCGACGGUCGCAGCGGCGAUAACUUCGCCGAGAAAGCCGCGGAACAGACGCGUCCUGGACACGGAGGACUGA
Cyphellophora attinorum is the source of this 3471-nucleotide messenger RNA. RefSeq lists its product as uncharacterized. The record is from RefSeq and is a predicted model, not a curated record. Bases 1 to 3471 code for a protein of 1156 amino acids. Gene Ontology annotation, molecular function: protein kinase activity; ATP binding. Gene Ontology annotation, biological process: protein phosphorylation. NCBI's taxonomy places the organism in Eukaryota, Fungi, Ascomycota, Eurotiomycetes, Chaetothyriales, Cyphellophoraceae. The transcript is spliced from 2 exons.